AUGGAGGCCAUCUCGACCUUGCGCGUUGCUGGCAGCGCCAUUCAGGUGAUUGACUACGGUGUGCGCUUCCUCUCAACGCUCAGAGAGCUCAGCAGGUCAGACGAUGGCACCAUUGAGGAGUUCCGGGACAAGCGUACCGGCGCGCAACAUCUGAGGCAGCUGGCCCGCAGCCUGGUUGUGGCUCUGCAUAAGGAGCGCUCGCUUCGCCCGCUCAGUGACCUCGAGCAGUCCAUCCUCUCGCUGUGCACCGAAACAAACAGGGUUGGCGAGCAGCUGGUGAAGAAGCUAGACGAGCUGCGUCUCGACGGAAAGAAGGCCACUGCCGUGUCCGCGGCUCGCGCGGCUCUCUCCACGCUGUGGCGGCGUGACGACAUCGAAGCCCUUGAGCAGCAGUUGCUGAAUCAAAGGGACUCGCUUACAAGCGCCAUAUUGGCAAGCAUUUUGCAAGACCUGCACAAUAGUGCCCGGCAUGGCGUCGCCUCACCGCUGCCCUGGAACGACACUCAGACACUCCAGGUCUGGGUAGACCAGCAAAGCAAAAACAUGAAGACACUAGAGCGGCUCCUCCUGCACGCCGUGUCCGAGAGCAGCUGGCGCGCCAUAAAGGGCCUAGAGGACCGCACGUGGAAUGGGAUCCAGCCGUGGGCAGAGGCGCCAGUUGUGCAGACGCUGCAGUCGGCUCUCCUGGAGCGACUUCAGUAUCCGGAGAGGCUGGACCGCGAGGCUCGCAUUCCUGAGGCAUUCAACAGGACCUUUGAUUGGAUAUUCUCGGACCGCGUGGCCUGUGAGACGGCAGAGCGGCCAUGGAGCAGCUUCAGGCACUGGCUCGAGUCCGGCGACAGCGUCUACUGGAUCACUGGAAAGCCAGGGUCCGGAAAGUCGACGCUUAUGAAGUUGCUCUAUCACGAGCCUCGCACCGCCGAGUACCUCAGGACGUGGGUCGGCCCCUGCGGCGACCUCAUCAUUGCCGGCUUCUACUUUUGGCAUGCGGGGACGGAGCUGCAGACGUCUCACGAAGGACUCUUCAGGUCUCUUCUACAUCAGGCCCUAUCAAAGCGUCUGGCCAUGAGCGCCGACUCUGCCGUGCCAAGCAAGUGGAGCGCCUUCAGUCUUGCUGUACUAGGCGUGAGAGAGUCUCCGCUUUCGUGGGAGCAACUUGUGCAGGGGCUGCGUCUUCUCGUCGAAGAGGAACCCGAGUCUCUUGUCAAAUACGCAUUCUUCAUCGACGGGUUGGACGAGUACGUUGGCGACUCGACCAGGUUGAUCUCUCUGCUCCGAAACCUCUCUUCAUACCCAAACGUGAAGGUCUGCGUGUCGAGCAGGCCGUGGGUCGUCUUCGAGGAUGAGUUCAGGCAGGCGGCCAACUUGAUGCUCCAACACAGGACGCAUAACGACAUCGCGCUUUAUGCGGAGCAGAAUCUGACGACUAAUACUGCGUUUCGAGAGCUGCAGGAGUACAGUCCGGAAUAUGCCUCGAAACUUAUUCACAAUAUCACCGACAAAGCCUCUGGAGUUUUCCUCUGGGUUGUACUCGUCGUGCGGUCCCUCAUUGAAGGUCUCGAGCAGGGAGACAGGCCGUCGGAACUGCAGGACAGGCUCGACGGGCUGCCGGCGGAGCUGGACGAACUGUUUACAAAGAUGCUGCAUGGACUCAAGGGGCGCCACUUUCGAGAUGCGGCUCACCUGUUCCGCAUGGUCAAAGCUUCAGAGCGGAAGCCCUCUGUUCUCACCAUGUCGUUUGCUGAUAAUGACGAUGCUGACUGGGCACUGAACCGUCCAGUGGCUCCUCUUGACUCCAAGGAGAUAUGGUAUCGAGCUGUCACGAUGAAGCGGCGACUGGUCAGUAGGUGCAAAGGGUUGCUUGAAGUCGGCCCGCUUUCCGAACCGCCAAGUUCCCAGCAUCAAGGCAGCAAUCCAACGGCCGAGGGGGAUGCUGGUUCAGGCAAGACUCGCGAUGAGCCACCGCCGGGCCUAGCCGAACGCCCCGCCAGGGCGGUCAUGGAAAUCCCCCCGGAGGACGGCCCAUUGCUUGCGGCAGCUGAGAUAGACUACCUGCAUCGCACGGUCGAAGACUUUCUCUCGAUCCCCCGGAUUUGGACGUUGAUCGUCGAGGCUUGCGACGAAAGCUUUGAUCCAUACGCAGCUCUUUUCAAGGCGCACUUGGCACACUUGAAGAACCUCGCACCGACAUUCCUAUUGGCAAUUACCUUCGUACCAGCUAUCUCAAGGUGCCUUGAGCCAUUAAGUCACCUCGCUGACCGCGACGUCGCACUCCACGUCCGGUAUUUACACAUAUUGGACAGCACGGCCACCACGCUGGCCAGCAGGCCAAACGACAAGGGACCCUGCCUAAUUCAGCAGUACUGGACCUCGGGCGACCACCACUGGGCUAGCAUCCUGAACAAGGGCAGACCGAGCGAUGGCUUUCUCGUGUUUGCCGUUCGCUGCGGCCUCACAGAGUAUGUGCAAGCGCAGCUUGAGGGCGUGCCGCCGCCACGCCAACUGGUACGCGAGCUUCGCGAGGCCGCCACCCGGAGAGCCAUGCCGCGGUUAUGCUCGUGGGGUGGCCGGGACUUUAACAAGAAGAAAAGCGGAAUCCUCAAGCUCCUCGCCUCGGUAGACGGGCGACUCGAUGAGGGCGACGGGAGCGAGUCGGACUGUGCCAGCUCACUGGCGUCCGUCUCCGCCAUAAUGAACGGGGUCACUGGCAGGGGGUCGUUGACUCGCAACCCGAAACCCAGGCCCUACAACUCUUCACCGCCUGAAGACGACGACAUUAAGGUUGAUAAAGUGCGGAAGGAGACACCUCGGCGACCGUCGAUCGUGGAUGCCAGGGCGCCGGCCAGGCGCUCCAGGCUUUCGUCCCUGAAGGCUAAGGCAAAGGCCUAUCUCUCGCACGAAGAGGAGAACAGGUAG
Purpureocillium lilacinum is the source of this 2916-nucleotide messenger RNA. NCBI's taxonomy places the organism in Eukaryota, Fungi, Ascomycota, Sordariomycetes, Hypocreales, Ophiocordycipitaceae. The record is from RefSeq and is a predicted model, not a curated record.